This is a messenger RNA of Penicillium soppii, 1512 nucleotides long. RefSeq names its product mitofusin complex protein UGO1. The transcript has 2 exons. The record is from RefSeq and is a predicted model, not a curated record. Lineage: Eukaryota; Fungi; Ascomycota; Eurotiomycetes; Eurotiales; Aspergillaceae. The coding region runs from base 1 to 1512 and encodes 503 amino acids.
AUGGCGAAUCGUGAAGGGAUCAAUCCCUUGCGGCCUUACUAUAUCCCCCCAUCUGGCUUAUCGCCUGCUUCAAAUGCGCCUCCCGAAGUGGCGUCGCCAUCAUCGGCUCAGGUGUUUGGCAGCACGGCGCGCGACCUCAUCCCGGACUUAGGCUAUGCCGACUAUUUGGAUGCCUCUCCCUCUGUGUCCGACUGGGUUCGCGAUGCUUUGAACGGGGCACUAGUGCGCUACACUAAAGUCCUCACUGCCCAGCCAUUUGAUGUUGCCAAAACCAUCUUGCAGGUGUAUGUCGUGCCUGACACCGCAGAUGAAGAGUGGGAUCAGAAACCGCCACCGGGUACCGAAGGAAGCUCUUACAACUCAGAGUCAGAAUCAUCUGAUGAUGAAAGUAGCUACUUCACCUCAGCGGCCCCUCACACCCCGACGCCGAGUACACCUCGAUCUCGCAGAUCACGACACCACAUCACCGACCGAAGUGGUUAUAUUCGGCCAGAGUCUACGGCAAAGCCUCAACAUGCCUUGACUGUGAAAAACCCGAACAGCCUUACAGAAGUUCUUUCUCAACUUUGGACUUCCAGUGGCCCAACCUCCCUUUGGAAAUCCUCCAACGCUACAUUCAUUUACUCCCUGCUCCUCCCGACUUUAAAUACAUUCAUCCGCAGUCUUUUAUCAGCAAUUGUCGGUCUACCAGAAGAGGACUUUUCCUCGUCUAUGACGGCCGACAUUCUGACCGUAUCUUCGCCCUUGGCGACGCUGGUUCUCUCAUUCAUUUCAUCCUCACUAUCCGCCCUGAUCCUGGCACCUAUCGACACAGCUCGCACAUUCCUGAUGCUCACACCCGCCACACAUGGCCCGCGGUCCCUAAUCCGAGCUAUCCGUCAGCUCCCAACCCCAAACUCCACGAUCCCCUCGCACCUCGUCCCAAUCACCGUGCUGCACUCGAGUCUCCCCAACUUUAUAAUGACCUCGACCCCACUCUUCCUGAAAUCAUACCUGUCCAUCGAUCCCCUCCUCAAUCCAAACACUUGGAACCUUUGCGCAUUCCUCAGCUCAGGCCUCGAACUCGCCGUGCGAUUCCCACUAGAGACCGUGCUUCGUCGUGCCCAGAUUGCUACCUACACAUCCCUGAGCCUACGCCAGAAGUCUUCCGCCGGCAGCAUCCGCGCAGCAUCUAUUGAUGCCUCCGAUGUAGAGACUAUCGUCCCUACACCCCGCACCUACCGUGGUAUCAUCGGUACCAUGUGGCACGUCGUGUACGAAGAGGGUGUUAGCUCCACACCUUCCGACACAGAGCGUGCCAACCAGCUCCUCGGCAACCCCUCUUCCAAGCAAAAUCGCCAGAAGCGGCAGCAGGGCCAGGGCAUCCAGGGCUUGUACCGCGGCUGGCGGAUUGGUAUGUGGGGUAUUGCCGGUAUCUGGGGAGCCAGUUUGCUCGGCGGAGUUGCCGGUGGCAGCGAAGACGAAGUGACGACCAAGGGCGGCCACGGCCGCUCCAGCGGUGGACGAUUCUAA